GUAACACAUCCAUGAGGCGUGAAAGACUACGGUGGCAAUCAUGUGGUUCUCCUGAGAUAGCACUAACCCACUCCGACGUAUAUAUCCUUAGGCUUUUUAAACUAUAAGUAUAGUCUCAACACUGCACACAUCGAGGGUAGUGAGCCAAGAUGCGUCCCCACAGUCAGCCCCUCCUACCACCAGGGGUUGAUUCUAAUGAUUACAUUCCCAAUGAACACGCUACCACCCCCGAACCGUACGUACAGGCUACCCCGCAUACUGCCUAUGGUACAGGACCAUACAAAUCUGGCUCUUAUGUGUCUAAUGAUGCUAUUGGUAUGACUACACACGUACGGCCACAAGGACAACCAUUCUCACACAUACAGCAGAAUACUUCCGUGAACAUUGUAGCGUCUACAUUGAGUGUAUCUGCUAGUAAUAUAAACCCUGUGCGCACCGUUGUGCCUGCGCAACCUAUGAAUGCAGGUACAUCGAUAGCCGAGGCUCAGCAGAUGAGAAGAUUGAGAGUUAGGGAGUUUAUGAAUAAGAACAAAGUACACAAGCCGGUAAGUGUUGGAUGGAGUGUGCACGACUUGAUUUAA
Sphaeroforma arctica JP610 is the source of this 581-nucleotide messenger RNA. RefSeq lists its product as hypothetical. Bases 150 to 581 code for a protein of 143 amino acids. The transcript has a single exon. NCBI's taxonomy places the organism in Eukaryota, Ichthyosporea, Ichthyophonida. The record is from RefSeq and is a predicted model, not a curated record.